CAGGCCACCAACCCGUGCAGGACAUCGAGAUCCGCGUGGGCGACUCCACCAACAUCCAGAGGAACCGCCUGUGCGCUUGGUUCCCCGGCACCAUCGAGGAAGGAAGCACCAAGGAAUUCAGCUGCGCCCGCCCCAUGGUCGGCAGAUACGUCUUUGUGCAGAUGGUGGGCGUGGAAGGGUCCAUGUCUCUGUGCGAGGUGGAGGUGUACUCGAAGCAAGAAUUCUCUAAGGAGAAAUGCACAGACAAGGCUGACCUCUCCACUCUCGGCAUCUUUAACCAAACAUGUUACGAGUUUCAAAUCACGGAGGGCGGCACGUUCGCGCGAGGUCGCGAGUACUGCCAAGCGAGGGGCGGUGACCUCGUCCACGGCAUAGGCUUGGUCACGCACUCCUUCCUGGUGUCGGAAAUGGAGAGGGUCAAGGACAAGACGAAGACGCAGCUGAUUUGGAUCGGGGCGCAGAAGGAGCCGACGUUUAUCUCACGUACUUGGAGGUGGAUUGAUGACGAGAUCGUGGAGAAGCCCAGCUGGGGGCGCGACCAGCCCAACAACUACAACGGCCAGCAGAACUGCGCGGUGCUGGACGGAGGCCGGGAGUGGCUCUGGAACGACGUCGGCUGCGAACUCAAUUAUCUGCAUUGGAUCUGCCAGUACCAACCGACGUCCUGUGGCUCGCCGGACCGGAACGAGAACACGACCGUCACUACCACCGAGACGACCACAGAUACCACCAUUACCUACGCGUGCCCGGUUGGUAACAUGGUAGUGGGCAACAUGAACCGGACGUGUCUCAAGUCGGGCUUCUGGAGUGGGUCCGCCCCGACGUGCAAGUACGUUGACUGCGGGAGCCCCAAGGAAAUCGAGGACGGUACUAUGGUCCUGGUCGACGGCCGCACCACACACGGCGCUAAAGUGCUUUAUGAGUGUACCACAAACUACACUGUUGUAGGGGAAGAUACGGCUGUCUGCUCGGAUGACGGCACUUGGUCUCCCGAAGCUCCGAAGUGCCUCUACUCGUGGUGCCCGGAGAUAACAGCGCCUGCGCACGGUCAGCUGGUCCUGAGCGGCCGCCGGUCAGGGGACACGGCCGCCUUCACCUGCGAUCCGGGCUACAACCUUCAGGGAGUCAAGACGAUCUCCUGCGAGCUGGGAGGAACGUGGUCGGGAGAGGCACCUUCCUGUAGGUUCAUCGACUGUGGCGUUCCCGAGGACCUGAGAGAUGGCGAGAUGACCUUAGUCAACGGGACGACCUUCCUGAACUCCGUGGCGACGUACGAAUGCGAAAACGACUUCUGGCUCGACGGGGAGACCGAGAGAGUCUGUCUCGAGGACGGCCAUUGGAGUGGCGUCGCCCCUAUGUGCUUGCUCAUCGGCUGCAACGAACCGGAAGUGCCCCACGGAGGCUACGUCACCGGGUACAGCUUCGACGUGCACUCCGAGGUGGAGUACCACUGCGAGACGGGGCAUUUCCUCACGGGCGACACCGUCCGGGUUUGCUUGCGGAGCGGCGAGUGGAGCGGCGCGGCCCCGUCCUGCACGUACGUCGAUUGCGGUCGAGUGCCUCCUAUGACUCGAGGUGAAGUGUUCUACCUGAACGAGUCGACCUACCUGGGCAGUCAGCUGACCUACACCUGCAACCAGAACUACAAGCUGAUUGGGGACGGCCACAGAGUGUGCGAGAAGGACUCGCGGUGGAGCGGAGAGGCGCCCAAGUGUGAGGAGAUCCGGUGCAGCGAGCCUGAGCAUCCGGCCCUCACUCGCCACACCAUCACAGGGAAUGACCGCCGGAUGUCCUCGACGGUGGCGCGCCGGAGGGACCCUCAGCCAGCCGCCCCGUAUACGUACAGAGUCGGCAGCGUGGUGACCUACCGGUGCGAGCGAGGGUAUGUGGUCGAGGGCGGGAGUAUGAGGACGUGCUCCCUCAGUGGGAAUUGGACCAACGAAGCCCCGACUUGUAAAUACGUGGAUUGCGGCCUGCCUGAGAACAUCGAACACGGUACUUGGCGCCUCCUGAGCAAUGAGACCUUCUACACAGCCCAGGUGGCCUACGAGUGCCCUGAGAACUGGAAGCUGGACGGUCGCCUUCGUCGCUUCUGCCAGGAGAAUGGGACGUGGGCGGGAGAGACGCCUAAGUGCAUCGAGGUGCUGUGCUCACCCUUAGCCAAGGACCUGACGGAGGCCCUGAGUGUGGAGGAGGGCGAUCGUAAGGUGGGCUCGACCGCCACCUACUCGUGCGAGGUGGGCCGGACGCUGGUGGGCGAGGCGACGAGGGAGUGCCGCCAGCAUGGAGUCUGGUCUGGCACUCAGCCGCGGUGUGAAUGGGUGUCCUGUACGAUGCCGGAAGACAUAGAAAAUGGGCGUAUUGUGCGUCUGAAUGAAACGCUGUUGUAUGGUUCCGUUGUGGAGUACCAUUGCCUACCCAAGUACCGUCUCGAUGGUCUUUUCAUGCGGACCUGUACCACAAAGGGUUCAUGGUCCGGAGAUGUACCUAGAUGUCUCUUGGACACCGAAGACUACGGCGUCCUGGGAGACAACACAGUGGACGGGACGACGAACUCCGCGAGGGGGACGUCUCCAGGGAGUCUCGAGGAAGCUUCGAACACCGGUCUGUACGUCGGUCUCGCCUUCGGUCUCAUCGGCGUGGUCGUCGUGGCUGUUCUCUUCAUCUUUUUGAGAACCAGGCGCCAGCAGAAGGCGGCGAAGCAAGACCCUCCUGCGCACAUGAAGCCGAAGGAUGACCCUAACGCCGAAGCGAUGCGCUACGCCAACCUCAGCGAUCCUACGACAGGCAACAACAUCUACGAAAACAUCCCCGACGACAUCGAGGAAUACACCGACAUGUCCGGGCCCUACACAGCCCCCACGGGAGUCACCAACCACACGUACGCGAACGGCCACCAACCCACCUACACGAACGGCAUGAUGGCUUCCACGGCCCGCCCGCCCGCCCACAUCCUGUCCCGCCCUCGCAUGCCUCCCCCACAGCCGCCCACAGUCCCGCCCACAGCUAGACCGGGUGCAGCUCGCCAGCCCUCCGUGGUCACGAUUAACGGCGUGACGGUAGCUAGUAACGGGACAUAAACGCGCGACCCUCCCUUGUUUCGGACGCUGUUUUAUAGGGUUGGAUUCAAUGUGUAGAAUGUCUGAAUUGGGUUUAGUACUUAUUCGGUUUAUAUGAAUAUCUUUUUCAUUUAUUUUAUUUUUCAUACAUGUUACUGUCAUUCUUUUAUUAUUUUUUUGUACUUGUUAUUUUGAGCUUGACCUUAAUAGGAAAAAAAUAUUAAACAAUGUUUCACAUGUAUUCAUAAAGAGUAUUUUAUAUGGGGAGUGGAAGUAAGUUUUUUUUUAUUAUCUUUUAAGAGGUAGAUGUUCCUUAUUAGGUAUUACUUUAUUAAAAUCUAAUAUUACAAUACAAGACUAGAAUUUUAUCAGAAGGGAACAUAAAACCAUAGUACUUAUGAAUUUAAACCAAUGCCCUAAUUGUAUAACCCUUUUUAACAUGACUUACAAACCUAGAGAAAUUCAGCCAUCUUCUUUUACAACUCUUAUACAGUCUUGAAUGAAUGUGUAUAUAAAGUAUUUUUAUAUAAAUACACUACUUUGUGUAAGAGGGAUUGGUACAUAUAAAUUUACGAUCAUAAAGUUGUCUCGAAUGGUGUAUCAUCAUACACAAAUUUCGAUGUAUAGGAUCUAGGAACGCGUUUGUAUGUGUACAUAUAUGUAUAAAUAGUUAAGAGUUAAUGUAUCGGUUGGUUGCAUAAACAAGAAGAUGAAAUAAUAACUAUACUAGUUCUAGAAGCAUCCAAGAUGAAUUUAACUUCAUAUCUCCGGUGAUAGUGUAAUAUUUGGAGAUGAAAUCCACUUGAAAUGAUAAAAAAAAAAAAAAUUGUAUCAGAUAACAUAGCAUACACGAUCACUAUCUAAAAUGGAUUCACAUUUUUUGUGUUGGGCAGAUAUGCUUUUCUUUUUUUUGUAUGCUGUAUCCUUCACAGUUGAUUACAUAUUUUUCAUUUUCUUUUUGAGCUUGUGUAUCGUUAUGAAUGGUACAUAUUUUUUUUUUUUUUUAUGUGAAAACCCAAAACAUUUAAUAAAAACAUUGCACAUGUUUGUUAUAAAACAUGUGAUUGAUAUAUCCGUGUAUAUACUUAAUAUAUACACAUAUAGGUUUUAAGAAGGCGGUUUUCUAAUUCUCUUUUUCCUGUUUCUUUUUUACUUCAAGGCAUAAUAUGCAGGGCGAAAAUACAAGCAUUCCUUGAACGGAGAGGGCUGCUUUGUGUAAUUGUUGCUCGUGGAAAUUGUUGAUGUAUAAUGUUGGAGUAAUAGUGAUUUGACGGUGUAGGCCUUAGAGAUAUUGAAAAGAAUAUCAUUUGAAUUUUGUUUACAUCCAGGUAAAAAAAAUCACGGCAUGGUACUUUUCCUUAAUUAGCAGAACGCAUGAGUUCAGAAUAUUGGAGGAGUUCAAGCAUAUAUUUUUUUUCCGUUUAGAAAAAAAUAUAUAAAUAAAAUAUUGAAUGUUUGUACGAAAUAUCCGUUACCCUCCAAGGAAAUUAAAUAAGUUUUCCCUUUCCUUCUUCGUUUUCUGUGAGGAAUGCUUGAAUUUUCACCCAUAGUUAAUUAAUGAUUUUUUACACAAAUCUGACAUACAACAUUGAAAUUCAUCAGCCCAGAACAACCCCACCCGACGUGUCUUUGUUUACUGAAUGAUAGACGAGGCUUUCCUGUCCAUAAAUGCAUUAGUGGGUACAUUGUCUUUCAUCUUUAUUACUCUCAUUUGAAUUAUUAUGUUUAUUAUUCCAGUUAUUUGAUUUUUUGUUUUUUUGUUUUUGUUUUUUGUUUUUUUGAUCGAGUGGAUUGCUUAAUAUUAAUCAUGUUGAAGUGACAGUUAGGCUCACAGCAACACUUACACACAGCCUUAUUACCACAGGCUUACGAACACUGUAAUGUUGCUUUACUAAUACUAUGUCAGUGAUUGUAAUAGACAUGGAUUAUAUUAUAUAUAUAUAUAUAUAUAGGUUUAUGUAGUCCCGUCCGAUAACCCACGCAGUCUAGUCUCGUAGACUUACAUAGUUAUUUAAGAGGUUUUAUGGGGUUCCGUUGGUCACUGAAAAUGUGGGCAUGUUUUUGUGGUGUUGAAAAUCCCAGUGAGUUUGGUCGUUUGAUUGGUUCAGUGUUUUUCCUCGUGACUACCUUACUUUUACUAGCAUUUUCCGGUACUGUCUUCUGUAUGUGUAAUUAACUUUCUAAAAAUCUUUUUGCUUAUCUACUGUCGAUUAAUUUCAUGUAUUAUUGGUACUGUAAUGGCCAUUUUAGUACAGUUACUAUCACUGUUGCUUGUACUAUUAUUAUUCAGCUAAAACAACUACUUUUACGGUUAAUGUUUUAGUACUGCUCAUUUUGCUAUUAUUAUUAUCAUUCUCGCUAAUUCUUCUAAUUAUUUACCAGAUCAAUAUUGCUAUCUUUAUUUUAUUUUAUUAUCAUCUACAUCCAUACUUUAUAAUUCUCAUAAUAUUCUGACGCUCUUGUGUGUUAUAACCGACUGUUAUAUCCUUAAUAUAACCGAUCUAGCCACUUUUUUUUUAUUCAUAAAACCUGCUAACAUCAAAUUUCAUAUUAUUAUUUUUUUUUGUUUUUUUUUUUUUUGUUUACCCUGACAGAAUCCUACCCUUCCAUUCUUAUUAACAAAAGAAAUUGAUAUAUUAAACCACUCUAGAACGGCAUUUUGAUUUAUGUCUGUGUGUAUGUGGCGGGAUGCUCCUAUUGGUCCGCUGAGGUCACGUGAUUAGGAUAGGUUGAACUUGGGAACCGCCGUACUGUGUCGUGAUUGGUCUAUUUUACCCGCGUUGAUUGUUGUAAUAUUUGUAAAUACGAAUUGCUAUAUUGUACAAUAAAUUAUCCAUCUGAAUAUGA
Messenger RNA from Penaeus chinensis, 5906 nucleotides. RefSeq names its product sushi, von Willebrand factor type A, EGF and pentraxin domain-containing protein 1-like. The transcript has 20 exons. The record is from RefSeq and is a predicted model, not a curated record. Lineage: Eukaryota; Metazoa; Arthropoda; Malacostraca; Decapoda; Penaeidae. The coding region runs from base 135 to 3080 and encodes 981 amino acids.